UCUUUCAACCGUACUGUGCGAGACCGGAAGUGCUGAAGAUCUCCUGUCUGUCCGUUACUGCUGCUGGGUUUGGGGGACGUGAUCGGUGUCGUGACAGACUUUUUUAUUCUCCCUGUCGGGUUUUUUUGGAGACACUUUUAGUCUGAUCUUUGGCUCUGUGCGGACGGAAACCAUGAACAUUUUCCGACUCACCGGGGAUCUUUCGCAUCUGGCAGCUAUCAUCAUCCUGCUGCUGAAGAUAUGGAAAAGCAGAUCCUGUGCAGGUAUAUCUGGGAAAAGCCAAAUUCUGUUUGCGAUGGUUUUCACGACACGGUACUUGGACCUCCUGACCGCAUAUAUCUCUCUGUACAACACUUCGAUGAAGAUUAUCUACAUCGGAUGCUCGUAUGCCACAGUGUACCUGAUCUAUGCCAAGUUCAAAGCCACCUAUGAUGGCAAUCAUGACACUUUCAGGGUGGAGUUCCUGGUUGUACCUGUAGGUGGCCUCUCAUUUCUGGUCAACCACGACUUCUCACCUCUUGAGAUCCUGUGGACCUUCUCGAUCUACUUGGAGGCGGUAGCCAUCCUUCCUCAGCUCUUUAUGAUCAGUAAGACCGGGGAAGCCGAGACCAUCACCACGCACUAUCUGUUCUUCCUGGGCCUUUAUCGUGCCUUGUAUCUCAUCAACUGGGUCUGGCGCUUUUACUUCGAAGGCUUCUUCGACAUGAUCGCCAUCGUGGCAGGCGUCGUCCAGACCAUCCUUUAUUGUGAUUUCUUCUAUCUCUACGUAACGAAAGUGCUGAAAGGGAAGAAGCUGAGUUUGCCAGCUUAAGCGAGUCACGCGACCGAGUUUUAGCGGUCGGCGCGCCGAAACGCAGGACCCCGCCGACGCCACGUUCGUGUAAGACGCCCGAGGAGUAACAACAUCCGCCGGAUCCGUUAUUUACUUCAAACCCUGACCAGCUCUGGGACAGUUUCCGGAUUUAAACUGUGGUCUAUCGCACAAACUCCUCCAGUAUCCACGUUUUUAACAUGCGUCUUCUUACUAUUUUUUUAAAUUCAUUAUCAAAGAUCAAAAGCGAACCAUUUUCUAUAAAAUUUCACUUUAAUUCGGCCCGUGGCAUCAUAAAAGCCUGUUAAAUGCAUCGGAUUUGUCGGUGUCUAAUGGUCGAUGGGGAUUUUUCUUAUACAGGGUGUUGUGUGUAAAAUGUUUGAAAUUUGACUGAAUGUACCAUAUUUUCUAGAGUGUAAGACGCAAAUGUUGCUCUUCAAUUGGAGCAAAAAGCUUAAUAAGAAUUCACAGGAAAUAUUUAGGUUUGAUUGAGUACAAAAUAUAUAAAUUAUCUGUAAUAUCGUUGUCAUGGUGAUUCGAAAUCACCAAAAGAACAAAAAAAAAAACAAGACAAAGAACGCAGAUGCAGACUGAUGUGUACAAGACCUGGCAUGAGGAUAUCCAGUUAGGUCCUGCAUCAUCUCAGGAAGGAAAACGCAGAGCUACAGCGACACUAAUGGGAUCCAAACGAAAGCCUGUAAUACAGACGACUGUUUCAGAGGUGCUGCUAACAUUCUGCUGAGGAGAUCUUUAGUGUUUUGCGACUUAUUUUCUAGAAAAUAUGGUACAUUUAUUUAUUAUUAAAAACUGAUUUGGGUGGAUUAAUUUCUCUGUGGCAAAAAUGAUUUUUUUUUUUUUUUUACUUAAAAAGCACAUUAUUGUAUUUGUAAUGAAGGCUGAGUUCAGUAUUGAGGUUUGCCUCAUGGUCUGGUCAGCCUUCUUUCGCCGCCUCUUUUUUUUUUCUUUUACUUCUAUCUAUUUUAUAAUUAUUAAUAUAAAGGCACCUUGAUAUGUUUUCCUAUUAGAUUGACCAUUUGGGAAUAAUGUUUUUUUUUUUAAAGAGUAAACAGUUGAUAUUAAGCCCAUUAGUCCUACUUGCAUUAGCUUGCAGUAUUUGACACAUUUUUUUAAAUGUAGAUUUCUGGUUUUAUCAAUUGUUUUAUUUUCUUGAUUAUUACAUCGCAAGGUUAAUAUUUGCUUUAUUUUGUAUGACAGGAGGAAAAAAAAUGCGGGCUGACUUGCAUCUUAUUCCUAAAAAUCCUUAUUCCUAGGGGGUAUGAGAAUGUUUGGGGAAUACAAAAUGGUCUAAUUCGUGGAUUACUUUUAAAUGCAUUAAACAUUGAGUUAUUAUUAUUGUUAUUUGUAUUUUUUUGACAAACUUUGUCCAAGAUUCUGUAAAGAAUGAUUUGUAUAUUGAGCUUCUCUUAUCUAAUAAGUCUUAUUUGUAAUCUAAGAGGGAUAAGCAUUGUUGCAAAUUGGGUUAAAAGUUUACUGAAUGGUGUUUGUCUCUGUUUUUCUUGAUUUUAGAAGUGUUUUUUUUUUUUUUUUUAAUUACCCUUCACAUUACAUCCAUCUCAAAUAAAGCUCAUUUCAGAGACA
This is a messenger RNA of Silurus meridionalis, 2410 nucleotides long. RefSeq names its product KDEL endoplasmic reticulum protein retention receptor 2b (gene kdelr2b). Gene Ontology annotation, molecular function: ER lumen protein retrieval receptor activity. Lineage: Eukaryota; Metazoa; Chordata; Actinopteri; Siluriformes; Siluridae. The record is from RefSeq and is a predicted model, not a curated record. Gene Ontology annotation, cellular component: membrane; cis-Golgi network; endoplasmic reticulum. The transcript is spliced from 5 exons. Bases 173 to 811 code for a protein of 212 amino acids. Gene Ontology annotation, biological process: protein retention in ER lumen; endoplasmic reticulum to Golgi vesicle-mediated transport.